Molecule: messenger RNA, 3389 nt
Organism: Chara braunii
Lineage: Eukaryota; Viridiplantae; Streptophyta; Charophyceae; Charales; Characeae
Source: the annotation of a GenBank genome assembly
UCAAUUCCUUUUACUCGUGUUCUGUGUGUGAACAGUAAUCAGAAUUUCAUUUUAUUUUAUUUGACAAAUAAAAUUUGAAAAGACCAUCAUGGCCAUAGAGGACAAGGCUAAGGGGUCUGCUGAAGGCGGGGAGAUGUCUGCGAAGUCUGAGCCAAGAGGGGAAGAACAGAAACCCCUGACUGAGGAAGACCUCGUGGACACUGCCCUGAAAGCAGCAGAAAAAGCUGUUGUAGAUGCAGCUCGGGAAGUAGAGAGAUUAAAGAGGGAGAAGGCAGAGGCUGUUAAGAGAGGGGAAGCAGCAACCAGAAGAUCUGAGCUGCUGGACACUGUUGCCAAGGUCCCUGCUGACGCCCGCGUGGCUGAUGUCACGCAGAAUCUUGCAGAACUGGUACUGCUGGAAUCCGCACAGAACCGGGAUGUUUUCACAUCCUCGGAUGAACGGAUCUCAGCAGUUGAGUCCCAGCUGUCAUCUAUUGACAGCAAGCUGGGAAAGUUGUCAGCAGCGUUCUUUCGGCAUUUCCCUCYUACUCCUGUACCCUCUCCUCGCUCUAAUGUCCCUCCGCCUCUUAGCCCUCCUCCGACAUCCACCCCACAAUCAUCCCGCCCUGGCUCUCCCAAGCCUCCCCUGCCUCCUCCAAAGGAGAAGGUGGCGCAGGUCUCCGGGACUGUACCCACAGGGGGACUGAGUUCCAACACUGUGCAGACGGAACUGCGAUUUCCCAAGAUGGCCCGGCUUGAGAAGUUCACUGGGAAAGACCCCAAAGUGGACGUCUCAGACUGGAUAGCCCAGAUGAGGUCUUACCUCAGGGGCUAUACCUGUCCAGAGGCGGACAAGGUACGUGCCACGGGGGCCCUCCUGGCAGGGGCCGCACUAAAAUGGGCAACUUUGGAGGCCAGCAAGGCUCAAAAGCAGCUGGAUGAUUGGAUUGCUGUCAUUGGGCUGGAUGUCAUCUUUCAGGGUCUGGAAACCAGGUUUGCAGAUAAGGAAAAGGCCCGCAAAGCAAAUGAUGAGCUUGURAGACUAGGCCAAAGUAAGUGKCGUGGAUCACUCUCCAAGCUCUAUGCAGAGUGGGAGAAACUAACCUCCACACCUGGUUUGGAAAUGUCUGAGCAGGAUAAGUUGACAUGGUUUGUCAGGGCUGCUCCAGAGACAUAUGCCAAGGCCCUGUUUASUGCAGGCCACAAAGACUGGAGGUCUUUUGGCAGGGCAGCGCUGGACAUGGAGGCCACACUCCAUYUCCAGACCUCUUCCCAAAAGGGAAGCACCUCCUCUUCCCAGAACAGGAGAAAGGGAAAGGGAGGAUUGUAUGCUGCAGGAUCUGAUGAUGACUCUGCAGGCUCUGACCAGGGAGGAUCUGUUCCCUCAGCUGGUCUAGAUGCAGGAGCCACACCAGAUCAGGCUGCCCUGUUGCUGGGUCAGACUCUGGUGAGCCUGAUGAAAGGCAAAAAUGCAAGUCAUUAUGGUGUAGGGGCUGUCCUUCAGCAAGAUGAUGGGUCUGGCCUUAAGCCUGUGGAGUUCAUGAGUAAGAAAAUCAAGGCACAAAAAGUUCAGGCAUCUACUUAUGAGAAAGAAUUGUUUGCCCUUGUGUGUGCCCUCAAACAAUGGAAGCACUUCUUACUGGGAAGACACUUCAAAGUCUACUCUGACCAUUCGACUUUGCAGUGGAUGAAGACCCAGGGGGAGCUGAAUGACAAGUUGGCGAGGUAUAUUCAAUUCAUUGAUUCCUUUGACUUCGAACUGAAACACAAAAAGGGAUGCUAUAAUAGAGUAGCUGAUGCUCUUUCUCACAGGCCUGAUACCUUUGCUGCUAUUGUUCAUACUUACUCAUUUGGAGACUCCACACGCCACGCUAUUAUUGAUGCGUUGCCUCAGGACCCUGUCUUUGGCCCUAUUGUUAGGAAUCUGCAGGUGGAUCCAAAUUCUGAGUCAAGCUAUGCCUUGACUUCAGAUCUCCUAUACACCAUCAGUGAAGGAGAAGAACGCUUAUGCAUUCCUAAUGAUCGCAGAAUCAUAACUCAUCUGAUUUCAGAGAGUCAUGAUGCUCGAGGUCAUUUUGGGUUCCUAAAGACUUAUGCUGCCCUGACCCAACGCUUUUAUUGGUCAAGGAUGAAGGAGGAUAUUCUCAAGUACUUAGAGACUUGCGAGUUAUGCCAAAGGAACAAGGUCCACAGACGACCUCCUAUGGGGCUACUCAAACCAUUGCCUAUUCCAGAUGGCCCAGGCGAGUCAGUGUCUAUUGACUUUACUGAUUUGGGCAAGACCACCCCUCGUGGCAUGAGGCAGGUAAUGGUAUGUAUUGAUCGUUUCUCUAAGUUUGCCAAGUUUAUUCCCUUACCUGCUGAGGCCAAAGUUCUUCUGGUAAGAGAGUUGUUUGUUGAGAGGUGGGUUAAUGUCCAUGGGUGCCCAACCUCUAUUGUCAGUGACAGAGACCCCAGGUUUUGCAGCGAUGAAUGGCAGUCUUUCUGUAAAGACUAYCUCCAUUCCAGRCUAGACAUGACUUCUGGCAGACAUCCUGAAGCCAAUGGACAGGCUGAAGUAAUGAACCAAGUCUUGUUUCAGCUGCUGCGUCCUGUGAUCACACCUGAUCAACAGGACURGGACAAACAUCUSUCAAGGGCUCAACUUAUGURUAAUACUUCCGUUCACARCACUACAGGCUUUACACCCUAUAGGCUUCACUUUGCCAGGGACCCAAGACAACCUCUUGACGAUCUCAUUGACAAAACUAAGCCUAAACUAACUCCUGGGACUGCAGAGUUCACCAAGAGUUAUGAGAAAGACCUAGAGAAAGCCAGAACAAACAUGUUCAAGGCUCAGAAAAAAAUGAUAGAGCAGGCUAACAAGCAUCGCUCUCCCUCUCCUAUUCGGCCUGGCCACUGGGUCUGGGUGAAAAGGUCGGAGUUGACUGAUGAACAGGACAUAUCACGGAAGUUGUUGCCUGUGUACUACGGCCCAUGGCAGGUACUUGAUACUGUGGGAGCAGACCCUUUUGGGCCUUCUUAUGUACUUGUUGUACCCUCAAAUAUCAGGACCUACCCUGUCUUCCAUGCCUCAAAACUGCUGCCUUUCACUCCUGCUGACGCGUUUCCUGAUCGGCCACCGCAGUUUGGACCUCCUAUCCCUGGAAAGGGAUAUGAAGUUGAGAGCAUUGAAGAUCAAUGUGGCAUUGGCCCCAACUGUGAAUAUCUUGUCAAGUUCCUCUUCCAACCUCAUACUGAGGACCGUUGGUUUACAAGAAAGGAACUUCUCAAGUCUGCUAAUUCAGUUGUGCGGUUCUACGAGGCUGAACAAAGUGGGAAAUUACUCAGGCGGUCUCCUCGUGGACACUCCUAGCUCGGGGUCCUGGCUCCCCGGGAGGGUAGGAAUGCAAUGAAUUGCAGUGUUACAA